This is a messenger RNA of Polistes canadensis, 4590 nucleotides long. RefSeq names its product cytoplasmic FMR1-interacting protein (gene Sra-1). The record is from RefSeq and is a predicted model, not a curated record. Gene Ontology annotation, cellular component: SCAR complex; synapse; neuron projection. The transcript has 20 exons. Gene Ontology annotation, biological process: cell projection assembly; axon guidance; cell morphogenesis. Bases 560 to 4435 code for a protein of 1291 amino acids. NCBI's taxonomy places the organism in Eukaryota, Metazoa, Arthropoda, Insecta, Hymenoptera, Vespidae. Gene Ontology annotation, molecular function: small GTPase binding; RNA 7-methylguanosine cap binding.
AUAUGUAUUUAUAUAUAUAUGUAUAUACUAUAAAAUUGUGUAGAUAGGGCGGACUUAUGAAUCACACGUCUCGUGUCAGUACGUUGUAUAAUAAAAGAUGUAAAGUAGUGUGUAUGCAUUGCAUACAAUACAAUUGUUAAUAUAUUGAACGGUGCAAAGAAUGGAUCGAAAAUGUUCUAUUAUUUCCGAUUGCAAGCGAAACAAAUUGAUUUGAAGAUGUAAAAAAGUUCAUUAGUUUAUAUCGAAAUAGAAAAAUAAGAAAAUUCGAAUUGACAGCAACUAAAUAGAACGAACCAAAGCCAUCCCCUUUUUCUCAUCCCCACCAUCUGGGCGGUGCUAUGGGGGAAAUAUUUGUAUGUACAGUGUGUGUUCAAAUUAUAUAUAUCUUGAGGUUUAUGAAAUAAUUAAAAAAAAACCUUUCGUUAUUCAUUUCACGUCAUAAGAUAAUGCAACAAUAACAAAUAAAUGUAUUCUACUUUGUAAUAUCAUUGCUCAAUUAUACAUAUAACUUAGCAAAGACUAUGAGGAUUUAAUUAUUGUUAAUAAUAAGAGAUAAGUCAUGGCUACCGACAAAGUAACUUUGAGUGAUGCUCUUUCAAAUGUCGAUGUACUAGAUGAAUUUACUUUGCCGGAUGAACAACCUUGCAUCGAAGCUCAACCAUGCUCCGUUGUCUAUCAAGCUAACUUUGAUACUAACUUUGAAGAUAGAAAUGGUUUUGUUACCGGUAUUGCCAAAUAUAUCGAAGAGGCUACUGUUCAUGCUAGCUUGAAUGAACUAUUAGAAGAAGGAUUAGAACAUGCUGUUAUGUUAUAUACAUGGAGAUGUUGUUCGCGUGCUAUUCCACAACCAAAGUCAAACGAACAACCAAAUAGAGUUGAAAUUUAUGAAAAAACAGUAGAAGUACUUGGACCUGAAGUUAAUAAAUUGUUAAAUUUUAUGUAUUUUCAACGGAAAGCCAUAGAAAGAUUUUCUGGAGAGGUAAAACGCUUAUGUCAUCAUGAAAAAAGAAAAGAUUUUGUAUCUGAAGCAUAUUUGCUGACUUUGGGAAAAUUUAUUAAUAUGUUUGCUGUCUUGGAUGAAUUGAAGAAUAUGAAGUCUAGUGUCAAAAAUGAUUAUUCUACGUACAGAAGAGCUGCACAAUUUUUAAAAGUUAUGUCAGAUUCUCAAACGCUUCAAGAAUCUCAAAAUUUAUCAAUGUUUUUGGCAACGCAAAACAAAAUACGUGAUACAGUGAAAGAAAAUUUAGAAAAAAUUCCUGGUUACGAAGAGUUAUUAGCAGAUGUUGUAAAUAUAUGCGUUUAUAUGUUUGAAACUACUAUGUAUCUUACUCCUAACGAAAAACAUAUGUUAGUCAAAGUUAUGGGAUUUGGUUUAUUCUUGAUGGAUAGUGAAUUAUGCAACAUUAACAAACUGGAUCAAAAAAAGAAAUUGAAAUUAGAUAGAAUUGAUAGAAUAUUUAAAAAUUUGGAAGUAGUACCAUUAUUCGGCGAUAUGCAGAUUGCACCAUUUAAUUAUAUUAAACGUUCGAAACAUUUUGAUGCUUCCAAGUGGCCGCUUUCUUCGUCUUCCAACAGUAUAAGCCCACAAGCUGGUCUUAUGGUUCAUCUGCCUCAAAUUAGGGAUGAUCAUGUAAAGUAUAUAAGCGAAUUAGCAAGAUAUAGUAAUGAAGUAACAACAACUUACAAGGAAUGCGGUAGUGAUAUAGAAAAUAGUGAAACCGCGGAAUUAGCUUUACGUGGAUUACAAUUACUUUCUCAGUGGACAAGCGUUGUAACGGAACUUUAUAGUUGGAAAUUGCUUCAUCCAACUGAUCAUCAUAUGAAUAAGGAAUGUCCUCAAGAAGCAGAAGAAUACGAAAGAGCCACACGUUAUAAUUAUACAGACGAAGAAAAGUUUGCGCUUAUCGAAGUCAUUGCAAUGAUUAAAGGAUUGCAAGUAUUAAUGGCACGCAUGGAGACAGUAUUUAUUGAUGCAAUACGUCGUAAUAUUUAUGCAGAAUUACAAGAUUUUGUACAGCUUGCUUUACGUGAGCCCCUAAGAAAAGCUAUUAAAAAUAAAAAAGAUCUUAUUCGAAGUAUAAUUGUUUCCGUGAGAGAAACUUGCGCCGAUUGGCACUUCGGAGUUGAACCGUUAGGAGAUCCUGCUUUAAAAGGAAAGAAAGAUCCAGAUAAUGGAUUUGGUAUAAAAGUUCCACGAAGAAAUGUCGGUCCUUCCUCAACACAACUCUAUAUGGUUCGUACUAUGUUGGAAUCAUUAAUUGCUGACAAGAGUGGUGGGAAGCGUACAUUAAGAAAAGAUAUCGAUGGACAAUAUCUUGUACAAAUUGAUCAAUUUCAUAAAACCAGUUUUUAUUGGAGUUAUCUUUUGAAUUUUAGUGAAUCAUUACAAAAUUGUUGCGACUUGUCGCAGUUAUGGUAUAGAGAAUUUUAUUUAGAAAUGACUAUGGGUCGAAAAAUACAGAAAUGUCAAGUGCGCCAUCAGCAUAAUGAGGAAUGCAGCGAUUUAAUAACAAUGGAGAAACGAAUUCAGUUUCCAAUUGAAAUGUCUAUGCCUUGGAUAUUGACCGAUCAUAUACUAAGGAGCAAAGAACCAUCAAUGAUGGAGUAUGUUCUAUAUCCCUUGGAUCUGUACAAUGACAGUGCAUUGUAUGCAUUAACAAUAUUUCGUAAACAAUUUCUUUACGAUGAAGUGGAGGCUGAAGUUAAUUUAUGUUUUGAUCAGUUUGUUUACAAAUUAAGCGAACAAAUUUUUGCUCAUUAUAAACAAUUAGCUGCUAGUAUUUUAUUAGAUAAACGAUUUAGAGUAGAAUGCGUAGCCUUAGGGGCAUAUUUACUUUCUUAUCCUCGUGCUAAUAGAUAUGAAACUUUAUUAAAACAACGACAUGUUCAAUUAUUGGGAAGAAGUAUUGAUUUAAAUAAAUUAAUUACGCAACGUAUCAAUGCUGACAUGCAAAAAUCAUUAGAUUUAGCGAUCAGUAAAUUCGAAUCUGGAGAUAUCACAGGAGUAGUGGAAUUAGAAGGAUUAUUACAAGUCAAUCGGCUUACUCAUAAACUAUUAAGCAAAUGGCUUGCACUUGACGAAUACGAUGCUAUGUUCAGAGAAGCAAAUCAUAAUGUUCUUGCUCCGUAUGGAAGAAUAACGCUUCACGUAUUUUGGGAAUUGAAUUAUGACUUUUUACCAAAUUAUUGUUAUAAUGCUGCAACAAAUAGGUUUGUUAAAUGUCGUGGUCUUCAAUUUGUACAACCGGUACAUAGAGAUAAACCUCCACAAAUGUCUCAUCAUUAUCUCUGGGGUAGCAAGCAAUUAAAUUUAGCAUAUAGUACCCAAUACGGACAGUAUUCUGGAUUUGUUGGGCCAUAUCAUUUUCGUACAAUGUGUAAAUUAUUAGGGUAUCAAGGUAUAGCUGUAGUUAUGGAAGAACUUUUAAAAAUAGUCAAGUCAUUAAUUCAAGGAAGCUUACAUCAAUUCACUAAAACGUUAAUGGAAGCUAUGCCAAAAGUUUGUAAGCUUCCUCGUUAUGAUUAUGGAUCUCCCGGAGUAUUAGGAUAUUAUCAUGCACAGUUAAACGAUAUCGUACAAUAUCCUGAUGCUAAAACAGAACUAUUUCAUAAUUUUCGAGAAUUCGGUAAUACUAUAUUAUUUUGCCUUCUGAUGGAGCAAGCACUUUCGCAAGAAGAAGUUUGUGAUUUAUUACAUGCAGCACCAUUCCAAAACAUAUUACCUAGACCUUACUGUAAAGAGGGUGAGAAACCAGAAACCAAACAAAAGCGACUUGAAGCCAAAUAUGCAGCAUUACAGAUUGUACCAAAUGUAGAUAAAUUGGGCAAUGCUAAGCAAGCAAUGAUUGCUAGAGAAGGAGACUUGCUAACAAGAGAACGACUCUGUUGCGGCUUGUCAAUAUUUGAAAUAGUACUUAGCAGAUUACGCAGUUUCUUAGAUGAUCCUAUUUGGGUUGGGCCACCGCCUGCGAAUGGAGUUAUGAAUGUGGACGAAUGUACAGAAUUCCAUAGACUUUGGAGCGCUCUACAAUUUGUAUAUUGCAUUCCAGUCGGAGAUACAGAAUUUACCGUAGAGGAAUUAUUCGGUGAAGGCUUACAUUGGGCUGGAUGCGCUAUGAUAGUUUUACUUGGCCAACAAAGAAGGUUCGAAGCUCUUGACUUUUGCUAUCAUAUUCUCAGAGUACAGCGUGUAGAUGGCAAGGAUGAAAAUGUCAAAGGAAUUCGUUUAAAACGAAUGGUGGAUCGUAUAAGGAGAUUCCAAGUAUUAAAUUCUCAAAUUUUUGCCGUAUUAAAUAAGUAUUUAAAAAGUGGAGAUAGCGAUGCAACCAGCGUAGAACAUGUUCGUUGUUUUCCUCCACCGAUACAUCCUUCGCUCGCACACGCUCAACAACAUUAUCAUGCUCCGGAAUACUUACGCCAAAUGAAUCAUCAAUGAAGGACUAUUGCACAACUGCUUCCAAUAUGAUAACUAUUUCUUCCUAUAUCCAAUUAAUUAAUAAACAUGAAAUAUUUGGGAUACUUCAGUGAAACAUUUUUAAUACGUGCAAUGAGAUAUAAUAUAUACACAGUGUAUAUAUUGUUUAUCCAUCG